Frankliniella occidentalis (western flower thrips) is the source of this 1368-nucleotide messenger RNA. RefSeq lists its product as uncharacterized. Bases 188 to 1105 code for a protein of 305 amino acids. The record is from RefSeq and is a predicted model, not a curated record. Lineage: Eukaryota; Metazoa; Arthropoda; Insecta; Thysanoptera; Thripidae. The transcript has 3 exons.
GUCACCAAGGCCGCCAGCGCGGCGGAGGCGGAGCAGCACUCGUACACGGAGCUACGCAUAUCGGAUUCAUUUAGCUGACUAUCACUUGUGGUCUUACUCUCCGCCUCUCCUAAAGGCCGGCGCACAGACGUUGGACGGCGCAGUGUGUCAACGCCUGUGCAACGGUAAAGUCGCGGCGUGCACGCACAUGGACAUGUCCGCCCGGGUGCCUGUGGGUCAGGGUGUACUUCAGUCAGUGCCGUCGUUGUCAGCGUCAGCUUCACCGUCUUCAACGUCGCAACAUUAUUUCGGAGGAGUUUGUACUGUGUUAGGUGCCGAUCGCCCGUCAGAUAGCACAAUGGACAAAAACUCAUUGAGAGUGUUAGAGAUUCUCUCCACAAAGGCCUGUGCACAUGCUGCAAUAGAAAUUUUUAAAGAGUUUCCAAGCGCGAAAUAUUCCGACCAGACCGAACAGGAGACUGAUCAGGGGGGUUCAAACUUUUUUUCGGGGGUACUAGGCGUGUGGCGGAUCUUUGUAGUUAAAGUUAUUGAUCAGAGUAACAUUUUGAAAAUCGAUCUGGUAAUCGAUGGCAUUCAUAAGCUUGCCACAAGAGUUGUAUCAGCGAUAAGGAGUCAGUUAGAGCAAGUAGAGCCACGAGAGCCCAGUGCUGCUCGUCUGGAAGCAGCCUUGAAACGGAACGAGAGCUUGCUGCAGGACUUGAGGGUGGAGAUGGAGCGCCUAAGGACACGUGCACAGACACAGUUGUUGCCUGUUGGAUACGGCCCGGAGUUGCAAAGCAUAUAUCAUUCAUUCGACAUCUCGACACUCAACCAAAUUGUAUGUGCAGACGCUCUACUGGAAAUAUUUCAAGGAUCCACAAAAACAUAUCAGGCAGUUUCGACCGUGAUUUCGGAAAUACUUGUUUGUGGGCUGGUUGCUAGUAAUGCUGGGCGUCCUGCAAAUACUGAAGAAGUUGAAUAUGAAGUUAAAGUUAAAACUCAGGUGACUGAGAAACUUAAUGAGCUUGUAGUGAGUAUUUCAUCGGCGGUGAGAGACAAGUUGGAGUUGAAGUGUCGCCAAUGCCAGGUUGCAGUACUGGGUGGCAACGACGGCGCAGAAAAGUAGACCAGCCAGCCUCUCCGUCAAUGGUGUGCGUUGUGUGUAUUGUCCUGAUGCAAACCUUUUGCAAAUUCGAAAAAGUAAUUUGUAGAGUAAAUUAGUGGAUUACAUUUAUUUGUGGAGUAAGUAGUUUAUAUUCUUGGGCGUUCUACAUUUGUUCUUUAUUGGUUCAUGUACAAACUAUUAACUUCUUGGUAUAAUUAUGUGGUGGGAAUAAAGUUUGGGGGAAAUUUUAAUCGGUGGGGAAUAAAUAUAAUCUGGUAAACGUA